UUGUUAUUAGGGGGAGAAUGGUUAUAUGGGUCUGUGGCAGAACUGUAGUAAUACAAAGUGUCAAGGUCUAUCAAACCCAUCAGGUGCUGUUAUUGGUGUAAGAGCAAUGCUGUGUAUGUCAUUAAUGUCAGGAUUGAUUGGCUGGGCUGUUGGUAUGGUAGCACUGAUAGCUCAUAAACCUCGUUUCUUAUUCACAGUUGCACUGGCCUUUGGAAUACAAGCUUUCCUGUGGUUCAUUGCAUGGUCUAUUGGUGUACACAAAAGAAUUGAAGUCCAACAAAGGAGCCAGUCAAGGAUGGUCAUACUACUCUAUAGGAUGGCUUGGGUUCUUCCUUGUUGUCUUCAGUGUCAUUUAUUACGUUUUUGCUGGUGUGUAUCGACUCAAGAAACCUCAAAGUAG
Amphimedon queenslandica is the source of this 400-nucleotide messenger RNA. RefSeq lists its product as uncharacterized. The record is from RefSeq and is a predicted model, not a curated record. The coding region runs from base 26 to 400 and encodes 124 amino acids. Lineage: Eukaryota; Metazoa; Porifera; Demospongiae; Haplosclerida; Niphatidae. The transcript is spliced from 3 exons.